UCUGCCUGGGAGCGGGCGCAGUCCCUGCCCUGCACAGCGCCAUGAUGUCCCUGCUGCUGCUGCUGGUUCUGCUGCUCAGCCCGGGGGCAACCGUCCCGGACCGGCAUGCCAAGCCCCCGCCGAGGAGGAAGGGCCAGGUGACGGCAGCAGCCAGUGGGGAGCCCUGCCACUUCCCCUUCCGCUACAAGCGCAAGAUGCAAUAUUCCUGCCUCCGGGGCGGCCCGCAUGGCCACCGGUCCUGGUGCGCCACCACCGAGAACUACGACCGGGACCACAAGUGGACUCUCUGUGAGGAGGACAAGAGAGUGACAGAUCCCUGCAAGCCGAACCCCUGUGAGAACGGGGGUGCCUGCAAGAGCAGCCAGGAUGGCUACCGCUGUGUCUGCCCUGCCCGCUUCCAUGGCAGGCACUGCCAGAAAGAGAGCUGUUUUGAAGAGCGGCUGCUGGUGUAUUUCCUUGAGGGAGAGAAGUGGCCGAGGUACCGGCCCCCCGGCGUGGAGGAGUGCCACUGUGCCGCCGGGAAGACUGUCUGCCGGCCAGCCCAUGGCACGGCUUGUCCCACAAACCCCUGUCUGAACGGAGGGCACUGCAUGGAAGUGAAGCGGGAGUGGGUCUGCAGCUGCCAGAGCGGCUACGUUGGGCCGUUCUGUGACAUAGACCGGAGGCAGGCCUGUUACACCGGGAGCGGGCUCCUGUAUAGGGGCAUGGCCCACACCACCCUCUCGGGGGCACAGUGCCUGCCCUGGGACUCUGACCUGCUGUCCCACGAGUUCUCCACCCGCUCCUUGCGCGACGCACUCAGCCUGGGCUUGGGCGGCCACACCUUCUGCAGGAACCCCGAUAACGACAGCCGGCCCUGGUGCUACACGCUGAGGGAGGAGCAGCUCAGUUGGGAGUUCUGCAGCGUCCCCCCAUGCGAGCUGCACACAGCGGGUGCUGUGGACACAGCGGAACCAGGGGGCCGGCCGGAGGCCAAGCCCACGACCACAAGCCCCAGCAACAGCUCUGCUCAGACUCAGAGCUGUGGGCAGCGGUACAAGAAGAGCCUGUCCCUGCGGAGCCGGGUUGUUGGUGGCAUGCUGGCACUGCCCGGCUCCCAUCCCUACCUGGCAGCCCUCUCCCUGGGGGAGCACUUCUGCGGGGGGACCCUCAUUGCCUCCUGCUGGGUGCUGACAGCUGCGCACUGUCUGCGGCACAGGCCGAGCGUCUCCCACAUCUCUGUCAGGCUGGGGCAGACCCACUAUAACAGGAGCACACAGGGCUCCGCCGAGCUCCGUGUGCAGGACUACGUGCUCCAUGAGAACUACUCCCAAGCCACCCAGAGCCACGACAUCGCGUUGGUGCAUUUGAAGGCAAAUGCCACAGGCCGCUGUGCUGAGUUCUCCCACUCCAUCUCGCCCGCCUGCCUGCCCAGCGCCUUGGAGCCUCUCAAUGCCAGCAGGCCCUGCGAGCUCGCCGGCUGGGGGCACCUGUACGAAGGGGCUGAGGAGCUCUCUGAGUCCCUGCAGGAAGCUGUGCUCCCCGUUAUCCCUCACGAGCAGUGCCGUUCCCCCGAGCUGCACGGGGCCAGGAUCACCGCAGACAUGCUGUGUGCCGGCUACCUGGAGGGGGGCACCGACGCCUGCCAGGGAGACUCUGGUGGGCCGUUGGUGUGUGAGGAGCAGGGCCGGGCCACGCUGCGCGGGAUCGUCAGCUGGGGUGUGGGAUGCGGAGAGCAGGACAAGCCCGGCGUCUACACCAACGUGGCCCGCUACCUCGCCUGGAUACAGGGCCACACGGGCUAGUGGGGCCCAGAGCAGGAUCUGCCCCCCAUGCCUGCCCAAUAAACCCCCCACCUGGGGCCUGUCACACCCUC
Messenger RNA from Malaclemys terrapin pileata, 1855 nucleotides. RefSeq names its product coagulation factor XII (gene F12). Gene Ontology annotation, cellular component: rough endoplasmic reticulum; extracellular region. The record is from RefSeq and is a predicted model, not a curated record. The coding region runs from base 42 to 1784 and encodes 580 amino acids. Gene Ontology annotation, molecular function: serine-type endopeptidase activity; calcium ion binding. Lineage: Eukaryota; Metazoa; Chordata; Testudines; Emydidae. The transcript is spliced from 14 exons. Gene Ontology annotation, biological process: blood coagulation; zymogen activation.